Gasterosteus aculeatus aculeatus (three-spined stickleback) is the source of this 2299-nucleotide messenger RNA. RefSeq names its product microtubule-associated protein, RP/EB family, member 3a (gene mapre3a). The record is from RefSeq and is a predicted model, not a curated record. Gene Ontology annotation, molecular function: microtubule binding. NCBI's taxonomy places the organism in Eukaryota, Metazoa, Chordata, Actinopteri, Perciformes, Gasterosteidae.
CGAUCCCCGGAUUGUUGCAGCGCCAGACAGGGCGGCCCGUUACCGAGCACCGACGACGGCUCCGGCGCACUGACACCGCUGAGCACCGCCGAGCUGCGCGACAAACCACACGGACGCUCCUGAAUACGGGGACGUCAAGGUGUCGCAGGCCCCGUUUUUGACGCGACCCCACCGGGAGGAACUAGCAGGGGAAAGCAAAGUUUGGGAUGGCGGUGAAUGUUUACGCCACGUCUGUGUCCAUCGACAACCUCAGUCGACAUGACAUGCUGGCGUGGGUCAACGACUCUUUGCACCUCACCUACACUAAGAUUGAGCAGCUCUGUUCAGGAGCGGCGUAUUGCCAGUUCAUGGACAUGUUGUUUCCAGGUUGUAUCCUUCUGAAGAAGGUCAAAUUCCAAGCCAAGCUGGAGCACGAAUCGAUACACAACUUCAAAGUUCUCCAGGCAGCAUUUAAAAGGAUGAGUGUGGACAAAAUAAUUCCCGUGGAAAAGCUGGUAAAGGGGAAGUUCCAGGACAACUUUGAAUUCGUCCAGUGGUUCAAGAAGUUCUUCGACGCCAACUACGACGGGAAGGAGUAUGACCCUCUACUAUCCAGACAGGGGCAGGACGUGGCCCCCGCCCCCAACCCAGGACCACAGAGGACAUCGCCAACAGUUCCCAAAAACAUGCCGACACCCCAGCGGGUCCAACACAACACUCCGGCCAUGAGGAAGAACCCGUCCCUGUCCAGAAACGGGGGCAGCGACGCUGAGAUCAUGGAGCUAAAUCAACAGCUGAUGGAGUUGAAGUUGACUGUGGACGGACUAGAGAAGGAGAGAGACUUCUACUUCAGCAAACUACGGGACAUCGAGCUGAUCUGCCAGGAACACGAGAGCGAAAACAACUCUGUCCUCAGCAGUAUAAUCAACAUCCUCUACGCAACAGAGGAUGGCUUUGCACCUCCGGAGGACGAGGACCUUGAUGAACAGGCUCACCUGGACCAGGAUGAAUACUGAGCCCUUCACCCCCCCCCCCUCGCAACGCCUCCAUCAUCUUCCUUCUUUCUUUCUUUUUUUUUACCGUCUCUUGUUUUUUACUCUCUCUGCACGCUCUCUAUAAAUAAUCACCAUGACCCCUCCUCUCCCUCAAGUCUUUUCUUUUUCUUUCUCAUAUGUAUCUGUUCCCAACCUUCCCCCAUCCGCCCUCUGGCUGUCUACGACACACUGUACACAACUACUCAGCACCCUCCUCCCUGCCCCCACCUACCACAGUGAGAGGAACAGUAACGUACGACAUAUCCCGGUGAUCCCAGCAUGACCAACGGAGCAGGAAUUGUGCCGUGCCUGGCGCGGAGGUUGUUGUGGCAAACAGUGGGGUUCAAGUGUGUAAAUAUUGCCGACGAUUUCUGAGAGAACGAUGUCUUUGCUCAUUAUUGAGUUAUUUAUUUGAUUAACUUUGGCGCGCUGCGAUACUACUAGAGCUACUAAAACUGUAACAAAGGUGACUUUUUAAAAGCAACUUCUUAUUUAUUUAACUUAUAUUUAAUUAAGAUUAACUUUCUGUAGCAAAAUUGGUGCAAAACCUGCCGUACGUGAUUUGAGGCCGUGUGUGUUACUUCAGUUCUGCAUAGCGCUUGAGUCAGCAUCAAGCUUUUGUGUCACGUUGGGCUCAUAGCACGUAGAAAUGCUGAAAGAAAUUCUCUGGUGUAUUGACAGGAGGCGUAUGAUCAGUGCUCUGCGACUCUUUGUUAGUGAUCAGCAACAUAUCUGAGCAUGAGAAUGUUACACAUUGACUGUGAAUGAGUGAUAUUUUGCAUAUGUACGUUGUGUUGAGAUUUCGUCUGAUGUCGCACAGUCCCGGUUCAUCGCCAAUGUAUCUUUUAGGCCGACAUGCAGUCGGCCUAAAAGUUUGAAAUUUAGAGGUGGAAAGCUACCUUCAGACUGACAACAUGGUUAUAGAUCGUUAUUAGGAGCCUGACACUGAAUUAAUACAGAUCGAUUAUUCACCCAACAGGAGCUGUCAUGUUCUGCCCUGCUAACACGACUGUGUUUAGACUUUGGAUUUGCUGUGAACGGUUGCCCACGGUAUAUGAGUUGUAAUUUGGAAGAAAGUCAGUAUUAGGAAAUCCCUGUACAUUUGACUUGACAUCAUACGCAUCCAGUUUAACUAAGGGAGCCUCCUUGGUCCUUCCUAGCUGUUUUUUUACUUGCAAUUUACUUGCGGAUGAAAUCUGCUCUGGAACUUGCAUUCAUUGACCAUGUAAACAUCUACUGAACACUCAUGUUUUGAGUUUUGAAUAAAUAAACAGUUGUGAAAUAAA